This is a messenger RNA of Symbiodinium pilosum, 300 nucleotides long. The record is from the annotation of a GenBank genome assembly. Lineage: Eukaryota; Dinophyceae; Suessiales; Symbiodiniaceae.
GCGCAGUAUUCUCUUGUGGUCCGGCGUCUCCCCAGGAAGUAUCAGGAUUCCGAUGCUGUGAAGAACCUCUUCCUGAAGAUCUUUCCAGACAGGAUCCACUCAGCCGUGUCUUUACGAGACACCUUGCUGCUCUAUCACACGCGAGCGCUGAAGGAGUUAGGUGACAACAUCAUUUGGUGCUCCUGCUGCCAGGGCUGCGUGCACCGGCAGCUGGAGCGAACCGUCAAAUGGGAGCGACGGCUAGCGCAGACCUACAGGGAAACGGAGGCCGGAAUUCAGGGCUUCGUCCUCGAUGGCCAG